Molecule: messenger RNA, 5688 nt
Organism: Erpetoichthys calabaricus (reedfish)
Lineage: Eukaryota; Metazoa; Chordata; Cladistia; Polypteriformes; Polypteridae
Gene: rab1ba
Product: zRAB1B, member RAS oncogene family a
Exons: 6
Coding region: 248-853 (201 amino acids)
Molecular function (GO): GTPase activity; GTP binding
Source: RefSeq, a predicted model, not a curated record
GUCACUGCCGCACCUGCGCAGCCAUCUUGUAUUUGAGGGAAAAGGAGAAAGCUGUCUUGGGAGGUAAAGGGGGGAAAAUAGAAAUUUAGAAAUUUGAAGGUGCACUCAGAGAGUUUGUAGUGAUCACAUUUCAGACAGUUCAUAGGAAAGCCUAGAAAAAGGUGACAUUGUUCAUACGCCUGAAGACGGGACAAGGAACCGGACAGAAGAAAGCGAGACGGGUAGCCGGAAUCGUUGAUCACCAGCCAUGAAUCCUGAGUAUGAUUACCUGUUCAAAUUGCUGCUUAUUGGUGAUUCUGGUGUUGGCAAAUCAUGCCUUCUGCUGCGAUUUGCUGAUGACACUUACACAGAGAGUUACAUAAGCACUAUUGGUGUAGACUUCAAAAUCCGAACAAUUGAAUUGGAUGGAAAAACUAUCAAGCUACAGAUUUGGGAUACUGCUGGACAAGAGAGGUUUCGCACCAUUACAUCCAGUUAUUACAGAGGUGCCCAUGGAAUAAUCGUUGUCUAUGAUGUUACAGAUCAAGAGUCAUACAACAAUGUGAAACAGUGGUUGCAAGAAAUUGAUCGUUAUGCCAGUGAAAAUGUUAACAAGCUGCUAGUGGGAAACAAAUGUGAUCUGACAACAAAAAAAGUUGUUGACUAUACCACAGCUAAGGAAUUUGCAGACUCUCUGGCAAUCCCUUUCUUAGAAACAAGUGCCAAGAAUGCCACCAAUGUGGAACAGGCCUUCAUGACAAUGGCGGCAGAGAUAAAGAAACGCAUGGGCCCAGGAGCAACUGCUGCUGGAGACAAGCCUAAUGUAAAAAUUGACAGCACUCCUGUGAGGCAGUCUGGUGGUAGCUGCUGUUAAAACACAAUGAAAACAGUUCCUUGCUCUCUCUCUUUCACCUGGAAGAAUGAUGGAUGAGGUUGGAAGGGUGGGUUUGGGAUGACAUGGGUAAUGAGAAAAUGUGGCUUGGACAGCAUCAAACUGAAAAAAACAGAAGAGGGAAGUGACAAAGUUAAUGGCAAUAUAUUUGUCUUAAUUUUUUUUUCUCUUUUGGGUUAUUCCUGUUGUGUGUGCGUUUUUAUUUUUUAUUACAGUUUCCUAACUAUUGCUUGUCCUUGAAGCCUAAAGCAUAUUAUCAUUGCUGUCUGAUGGCUUCCUCACUUCAGGCCUUUUUGUUUCAGAAGGGAAUGUGGAAAGACUGGUCUCCAAGCAUGGGCCGGAUAUGAACUCCUGGUUCCCUUCCAGUCAGCUAUUGCUUGUUUGCAAUGAAGCACACCACAGAUUGUAGUUUCUGUUUUAUUUUGAAUUUCAGUUUGGCUGUUUUUGUCCAAAAGCAUUACUACUUGUGAAUUUCUCUGCAUUGCUUUAUGAAGCUGUGAUAGUUUUUGCUUCUAUAACUCAUGUUCAAGCUCCUUUUUUAUCUCCUUUUGGAAUAUCUCCUUCAUAUUGAUGGCCUGCUGCUUACUGUAAGUAUUGCAAUGACUGUAACCAUGAAAGAAAUUCAUGCUUUGCAGAUCAUGCUUUUUACCAUCCUUCUGAAACACUUCAAAUAACCUUACAUCCUCUAAAAAAAAAAAAAAAAACUCCACUUUUUCUGUCAAACUAUUGCAGUUACCACAUUUGUAGGCGCUCUGCAAACAGAGCGCCUUAGUUGUGUUUUUCAUCGACAAAAAUACACUGCUUGCCCCUUAUUAUUGCUUUAUUUGGGUUCUUUCAAUGGCUGCAGGUUUCUUAUGUACAAAUAUACAGUUGUAAAAUAAAAAGUAAGUUACUUGUUAACAUGAUUACUAAAGGCGAUUGACAUUUCUUUAACAAUGUUUCAUUGAAGUCUGUGCAAGUAUAUCGUAUGUUAUCCUGAGGAAGCAUCUGUUUUCUCAACCUCACCUUGUUUUUUUAAUGUGUGUCAUUUGCACACAUACUUUGUUUAAAGUUAUAGAUAAACUAAGAAUUAAAUCUAUUGGGGUUCAGCUUUAAGCUUGCAGCCAGUGGAUUUUCAGCUCCCUGCAUCCAUGUUUGUGAUUCUGUCAUCCUGUAUCAGAAAUAUAAAGCUCCUUUCUGGAUACCUCUUCUAUCAGUGCCUCACUGCUCAAGAGUGCCUGUGCUGGCUGGUGGACUUAUUAAACACAUGAUUUUGAAAGAUAUUUAUACUUUGCUUUUGUGCUGCAGUGCAAUAUCUGGUAAUUGUUCAGGUGGCAACAGAAAACUGGCCAGCCAAUCUGUAGAUCAGAGUAUUGCAGUGAGAGUGAAAUUGAACCAUUGUGACAGCUCAUGAUGUGCUUCACUAGUGGCUUCGGAUGGCUUCCUGUAUACUUCUAUUUUAUACUUUUCUCAGUAUUCUUUUGAAGACUUCUGUUAUGCGUGUGAUAGGUUCAUUGAACGUAUCAUUAAAAAUCUAAUUUGCCUUUAUAAAUUGCAAGGGAGACCCAUAUCUACCCAAAUUCAUUUUUAUAAAUUGAAGUCUCUUGUCUAAAAGGUAGCCUGAUUUUAGUGUAAUGGAAAAAAUCUAGGUAUGCUUUUAUUUUUUCCAGUGUGACUAUAUGCAUUAUCAAAAAAUUGAAUUGCCUUUAAUUAUUUAUAUUAAAAAAAAAAAAAACACUCACACACACACACCCUGCACCUCCUGCACUAGAGUAUGCUACUCUUAUAGGGUAGGGAUACUAGUUUAGAUAGUGGAUAUGAUAGUGGAACUUAAUAAUGCACUUAGUAGCUUAUUAAGUUUCAUUACCUCUCUCAGGAGGGUCGCAGUAUAGAAACAUAAUUGGAAAAACCCAAAGUAAAUUGAGCAUUGCCAGUUAAUUAGACUCACUAUUUAAAAUAAACAUCAAAUUACAAUACGUGUCCUACAUAGACCCACAGAACACAGUAUGAAGUUUGAUCCACUGCAUAAGAGAUUUUUCAACGCUUUUUUGUGAAUUUUUUUUUUUUUUUUGCUUUUUUCUCCCAGUCAAAGGUUUUUAUUUGUCAGACAUAUCUGAUAUCAAUAUUACAAACAAUUUCAACUUUAUACUUUCCAUCUUCAUCCUCCAAGCAAAAUUUUGAGAAAAGUCUUAGUUUAGCAGAUGUUAUCUUGAGUUACCUGACUUAACCUUUUGUAGAAUACCAAAUUAUAUUUUAAUUCCCUUGAGAAAAUAACAGCGUGACACAGACUAGUUAGGUAAGAUGUAGUGAUUAGAAGGGUGAUUAAAAUGUAGUUUUGUUUGUUUAAUUCCAGACACUGGCACUUUUUUGGCUCAGAUUACGGGGGGGGGGGGGGGGGGGGGGGGGGUUUCUGUUAUCCAAUAUAUUUUUAAUUUAAGCUUUGUGAUAUUUGAUUAAUUUGUAUAAGAUUAAAUAGAGUAUAUUUAACUUCAGAGUUCCAGUGAGGCGUUGCUAUGUUCAAAUGGAGCAGCAUGGCUGAUGGCAAUAAUAUAACCUCCCAGGUUUAGCCUUGUCCCUAGAAUAUUAAAUUUACACAAGUCCAGAUGUACUCUAAAGCUGAUGUCUUUUGCUUUUUUGUGAAUGGUACACCAUUCCCAUUUAUACUCCUUGUUAAUUUUAGUUUAUAGGGUUUUGACAUCCUUGGUUGGGAUUGCAACAGUUCCACCUUAACUUUUUAUUGCAUCUUUUUAUACAAGCUUUCUAUCCCUGUGGGAGGGUAUAUUUUGUCUUUAAAGAUAUUCUUAAUUUAUUCGAAUAAUGUCACUAUAUUUGCCAUUUUCUAGACCAAAAUUUCCUCCAGAAAAACUGGGGGGCUUUUUAUAAUGUUCAGCAAAAUAUCAUUUUGUUCAAGUAUUCUCCCGGCUUAAUAUUCCAUUAGUUUUCUGUGCAUUCAGGUACCUAUUUUGCCUGUUUACAUUUGACUCGCGAAAGGAGAUGCUGUGGCCUCAGAAUGUUGUAUUUUUUAUAUAUUAUUUUAAUAUGUUAAUAUACGCUGUAGUCAUUCCUAUAAGUUCAUAUCCUUCAGUUAAAAUUUACUGAUUAACAAGUUAAUAUUUCACAUUCUUCUAGGGAAAUAUUACCAGCUGGUAUACUGAUUUCAUACUGUAUUCCUCAAAUAACCAAACCAUUCAAACAAAGUAAAUUCUCUUAUGUUGAAGUUUAUUUUCACGAACUGUCACUUUUUUUUUUUUAGCACCCCAGUUAUAUUUUAUAUACUAACAUUUAUUGUUGGACCUUGAGAUAAAUACAUUUUAGACAAAUGUGUUGGAGUAAGUAGCUGCUGCUUAUAUGUAAACUCACACAGCAGAGCCCACACUGACCACUUCUGCUGUUCAUUAGUUUUCCUCACUGUAUAUAAGUUUAGGCAGUAGGAUGUGUUUAACCAUUUUUAAUUAAUCCGCGUCAACUCUGCAGUAUUUUACCCUGUCUGCCGCUAAGAUCAUAAAAUCAUAUAGCAUUGGAGACAAAAUGGAAAUUGGCAAUUUCAUUUCAGACAUUUAUUUUUUAGAGAAGAAUGUCAGCCAUAUCUUUGGCAGGUUCUUUAAUGUUAAUUUUAUCCACUAAUUUCUCAGUACAGUUACGUUUUUGUGUGGGAGUUUUUGUGGGUUAACUUCUUAAAAACACUUUUGAGAGCUACAGUAUGUGCAAAACCUUUUUACAUUUAGUUCUUCUAUAGCACUGUUGUGAGAAAUGGUUAAUGUGCAGUAUGGAAGAAAUUGUAAUGGGAGACCACCACUUCAUUUUUAUAUUCAAAUUGAUUACUAUUUGAACAGUCCCCCACAUCUAUUUCAAGGAGUUCUUCUUUUUACUGGCUAUUUUGUGCAGCUUCAGAUAUGGGUCUAGCAGUGGCAUGAAUAUUAAAAUACAACUUUGGAACCAUAAAUGCAGUUUCUUUUUAUAGCUGAAACAAAAAGCUAUUUUGCACUUCUGACUAGAGAUUCAACUCGGGUCACUUCUACUGUUCUUUUGUACACUUCCUUCAGUUCUCUGUUUCCAGAUAAGAAAUGUUUCUAAUGUUUUGCAUUGACUAUAUUGGGGAUUUAGUUAUUUUUUGUUUUGUUCUUGUCAUUCAAAAAAGCUGUUUAAAAUUUAGAACAAAGAAAAUCUUAAGCCUCAUGCCUGGGAAGCCCUUUGUAAUAGAAUGUAAUUUGUGCGUAUUGACAAACUUUUUUUUUUUCUUGUUUGUCUUAUAAGGUAAUAUAUAUUAAUAAAUAUACUUUGGAUUAAAACAGUACCAAAUUGAUUUUCAACGCUGCUUUUACUGCUUUAAAAGUAUUGGUAGCAUUGACAUAACCCUUCGCUUCAUCUGAGUGUGAACCAAGGGCUGUUGGGGUUUCAGUGGACAAGGCUUGGAAAACUGUACGUCUUUGAACUGGAGUAAAGUUUAUCGAAGAAAGAUGCAUUUUUAUUGCAACAGAAGACCAAAUAACUUUGAAGUCUUUAUACCUUAAAAUUUCAGUGUUCUUUGUGUGAGGGAAAAUGCAGCAGUUGAAUGAACUGAAAUUAUUUGAAGGACUGUCCUGAUUUUGCAUGGAUUUGGAGCAGUUUUAGUAAAUUUGAAGAACUUGUGAUUUUUUGUUCCUGGGAUCAGUGGAUGGAGAGGGAGGGUGAAAUGGUAUACCUUAUUCUUAAUUGUAAAGUUCUAACAAAUUUGUUAUUGCAAAGUAUUUAUCUCUUUACCCCCAUUUUCCGAACACUAAUUGUUCAUGUAAAGAAAACAUUGUUGCACAGUAUAAUGGGUUUUAAAAAUAAAUACUCCUGUGAUUAUUACACACAAA